Molecule: messenger RNA, 4227 nt
Organism: Opisthorchis viverrini
Lineage: Eukaryota; Metazoa; Platyhelminthes; Trematoda; Opisthorchiida; Opisthorchiidae
Exons: 19
Coding region: 9-4052 (1347 amino acids)
Cellular component (GO): endoplasmic reticulum membrane
Source: RefSeq, a predicted model, not a curated record
CAUCAACAAUGCCGCAUAUCUGCUGGUUGCAGCUCACUUUGUUCAUACAACUUUUCACUGUUAUUCGAUUCUCACUGGCAACUCAACCCGGUGGGACGGUAAUAGCGUGUGGUGGAUUUGUUCGCUGGAAAGAUUCCAGUGUUUCUUCUCAGAUUCUGUUUCACAAGCUCAAAGUGAAUGUUUUCUCAGAACCCAGUAGAGCACUGCAAGAUAUCACGGAUGUACUUCCGAAUGGGGCCUAUUCCGUUGCUCUCUACGAUCAGGGUCCUUGCCGUUUAAGUUUGGUCACGCCGAGGGGUUGGCAUUUUUAUCCAGCUGAUGGGCACCUUAUCGAUGUUCGGUCUGAUCCCGACGUAUGUGUUGGCAAUCUGGACUUUGUCCUUUCGGGGUUUACCAUAUACGGACAGGUGGUAACCUACGGCUUAACCACGGGGCCGUCAGGUCUCACUAUCCGAAUGACUUCAAACAACACGAGUUCUUUGUUGCCCUCAAGUAUCACGGAAGUUGGAGGUUCUUUCGCCCUAGCCCCUAUCCUUCCGGGUGUUUACGAGAUAACUGUAAGCGAUGGAUCUGAACAGGCGUCCGAACACGUCAGGGCCCGUGUGAGCUUCACAGUGGGCGCGGACAGUCUUUCUCUUCAAGAACCCCUUAUUUUAAUGGGCCACUUUGUACAUGGUCGCAUUGUCGACUUUCAAGCGGAAGCGCUUGCUGGAGUUACGGUGCAUUUAUUCAUGGAUUCUACUCAGGGUGAUCAGCCCAAGGUGGAUUGUAAUAUGCCCCUGGUUCCGUCGACAGACUUCCCAGAAGAACUUCGAUCAGAGAAGAAGCUUGUUUGUGUGACCAAAACUGACAAUACUGGUCACUUUUCGUUCGACCGUUUGCCUGGUGGAAAGUACGCCAUAUUUCCGCAUUAUUCAAUGUCCACAAACAAACCGUCCGUAUCUGUUUCGUUCUCACCGAUGAUUGUUUCGGUGGCAGUGGAACAUGCGGACUUGGAUCUGGGUCAGUCAACCUUUCACGCAGAGGCGUUCGAACUGCCGGCUGGCAGGGUUGUUUGGCCAGAUGAUACGCCGCUUCCAGGUGCAAAGGUCUAUUUCGGCGACCGAGCAGAACCGCUUCUGAGCGAUUCGAACGGGUUUUACCAGCCCGGAUUUAUCAAACCCCGCCAGUAUACAAUCAGAGUAGAGGCGAACAAUGUGCUGUUCUCCACCCAUGUUGUUGAGCUGACCCCCGGCUCACAGCGCUUGCCAACACUUCAGCCCAGUCAUUUAGCGCUCUGUGGUCGUGUUGAGGCGGUAGAAAAGCUGGGUUCCGGAGCCCUUGAUACAACCUCCAUCGUUGUAGCAGACAAACAUACAGGAACUAGACAAGACGCGGUGGCUUUCGACCAUCAAACAAUGCGUUUCUGUGGCUAUUACGUCCCUGGUCACUACGAACUAACUGCAGAUAUCCGUCUUGGGGACCGACGACUACACUUUGCUCCGGAUUCACAUUCCGUUCAUCUUUCUAACCGACCGAUUUUGGAUUUGGUAUUCACUCAGUUCCGCGCCAAUGUAACUGGUCGGGUUCAUUUGCUCGCAAUUACAGCGGACAGUUCCUCCAAACUGGGACAGCUUGUCGCACGUUUCAGGACUGCUGGCCAGAAUGAGGUGCGCUACAGCCCACUUAUGGACACUCAGAACAAACCUUCCACUAUGCAGUUCGAGUUGACAAACAUGUUACCGGGUGACUAUCACGUGGACCUAGUGCUUAAAGACGAAUUUGGACAAGUUCAUCCGCUAGAUGGCUGGUGUUGGAAGCCCGUGACCGAACUUCAGGACCCAAAUGCCUCGCAAUCGGGGGGAGCUCGUUUGCUACGAGUACGCUACACAAACCUAGAUUGGAACAAGGAUCCAGCCCUGCAGUUUGAACAGUCGGGCUAUGCAGUUCGUGUACAAAUUGACGCGCCUUUGGUGUUCAGCAGAAUGCCAAAUGUUUUGCUUCGAGCUACCGCAUCUUUUGGUAACCACACGGAAACGUUGACUUGGAAAUUGUCCGCUUACUCAGCUCAGAUUUGUCUUCCGUCAUCGAAACAAAACUACCGCUUUACGCAGUCCAGUCCUUGUGUAGACCUGCUUGGGCCUGUACCCAUUCAAAUACUUCCUUCUAAAGAUUGUCACACUCAGAUCGACAAAACUCCGACGCUUCGACUGUCUGUCAACAAGGUCCCGGUCAAGGUUCGCUUGGGUUUUUCGCAUCCAUUUGGAACAGCCAGUGACCGUGAAUUACUAACGAAAGAUUACGUUCCAGUCGAUGUAACUGAACACGGGGAAUCUCUGGAAACCGAUGGCACCACACACAACGUAUUAGCCAAGUGGUCCUCAGGUGGGGAUCAAGACUUACUGUAUGCAGAAGCCUCCGUCAAGGUGAAUCCUAACCACAUUAUCAACAUCAAACCCAGACCUGCUCCCCUACAUGGUCCUCGAUGGUCCUACACUUAUCUGCUCAAGGACCCCAUCACAUUGGUGCUACGACCACGAGAUAUAUCACCGAUAGUGAAAAACGAAGUUGCUUCCUAUCCUCUUCUGGUUCCCAGUCAGGAUUCAUCUGCUCAGACAGAGCAGUCAUGCUACGAUUUGUAUCGUGGUCAAACGGCUGAGUUUGAUCUAGAAUUGGCCGUUUUGCUUCGUGGUGUGGUGCAACCAGGUAUACCCAAGGUUGAAGUCAGUCUGUUCCGAGUAGCACCUUCCACGGAUAGCUCAGAAUCUACCAGGUCACCACUCCUACCGCUUCACGGUAAAGCCACAGACCAAUCAAACUAUACGGAAAAUGAUACGCCUUCACACGUUCUCCCACCAUCCCAGCAGACGGAUUCGUUUUUGUCUGCUAUAGCGACAACUCUAACAGACACCAAGGGCGUUUUCUUCUUUGGCCCGAUUCCCCUGAACCCCACCGCGGUAUCUGCUAAGAACCAAGCCAGUUUACCUGAUCCUCGUACCAUGUUUCGUGUAGAGUUGAGUAAGGCAGGCUACGAAUUUUCAGAACACACGCUGGACGACAAAUUUUCUCCAUCCAACUGGGUAUUCAAGGCGACAAAGUUAUCUCUGGUCGAAGUCCUCGUGCAGACCAAGGGUGCGGACAAACGACCAUUACAAGGUGUCCUCGUCUCGAUCAUCGGAGAGGGUCACCGUGGUAACCAGUUUACGGACCAUCUUGGAAUGGCAAAUUUCGUUGGAUUGGCACCGGGUCAGUAUUACCUACGCGCAGUGAUGAAAGAGCAUGUAUUCACUGUGGUCAAACCAAAAUCCGAGAACACUGGUCAAGCAAGUCCAAUCCUAAUCAAAGAAGGAGCGUCGGUUCGGGUGGAAAUCGAAGCCGAUCGUGUGGCUUUCUCCGCCUCUGGCUUGGUUGUGGCUCUUGGGGACAACCCAGAAGCCAACGUACUGGUCGAGGCGUCCUGGAUUUCUCACCUUCCGGAACAUGCUACCGCCAUGGAAUUUCCGCUCCACACCAAUACGGUUUGUCAGCUUGCGGGCAGCGACGCAUCUGCCGUUCCACGAGAACAAUCAUGGACUGACUCAAAUGGAACGUUUUGGAUUCGUGGACUUUUACCAGGUUGUUACUACGCCGUUUCCGUCUACACCACACCCGUGGAACAGGUCCCUUCGCUACUCUUGAACAAGGCGGAAUUAGACAGAAAGCCAAUCAUUGAUCGCGCGAUACCCGAGGUCCUGUAUUUACUCAUGCCCCCUCACGAUGCUUUGGGGCUCAAGUUUAUCGCCAUUCAACAAGCGUUUAUGUCCACUCUCACGGUUAGCGUCGAUACAGAUGACGAAUUCGUGUCCUCUCUACGACUCACCCUGUUUCCUUUGGAUCGACCUGAUCAUGUGGUUGCAACACAUGACUUUUCUAAGUCUCUUUUCUUCGUGCUGCCUCAUUCUAAAAUGCGCCAUGUCGUUGGGCGAGAUCAUAUUUUGCGUCUGGAAAGCACCCUGGAACCCACGUUGUUCAUGGAUAUUGGAACCCAGCAGAUGAUAAUACAUCCAAGAAAUUCCGCUCGUUCGGAACUCUAAUCAAUGUGACCGAUCGUUUAGUCUUCGAACAGUCCCCUGGCUGUGUGAUUUCGGGGUUCCUCCACAACGGCAGUUUCGAGCAUCCCACUGUAAACUUUUGGAUGGAUAACUACUGUUCUAUUUAGCCUUUUGUAUGCGUCUGGUCCUAUGUUUUGUACCUUCCAAUUGAUAGUUG